Molecule: messenger RNA, 4898 nt
Organism: Pyrus x bretschneideri (Chinese white pear)
Lineage: Eukaryota; Viridiplantae; Streptophyta; Magnoliopsida; Rosales; Rosaceae
Exons: 4
Coding region: 3896-4525 (209 amino acids)
Source: RefSeq, a predicted model, not a curated record
AUGUUUGGUGCGCUAAAUUAUGUGGAACGCGCUGUCCCACGGAACGAAAAUAGGUUAAAUUUUCGUUUCACCUCCUUGCCUGGAACGGGUCGUUCCGUCCUGUGGAACACAAAAAUCAUGAAAUUUUAAGACAAAAAUACCCCUUAGCUUUUUCAAUAUUUACGCCAUCUAAAUCAUACAACAAACCCUAACUAUCAUCUUCUCUUCUUUGUCGCUGUGAACUUCUUCAUCCCUGCAUCUCCCCUUCGCAACCUUCUUCCUCAUCCUCUUAUCCAUGAACUUCAGCUCUGCAUCUCCAUUCCAGUGCUUCGAUCUUCCCAAUAUUGCGUCUGUAACCAAAGAUCUGCCUCUGUUUAUCUGAUUCCACUCCCCCUAUUGAGUAGUAUUGCAUUCAGAGGUAUCUCUCUAUCUGGAUUCAUUUUUUCAGUGUUCAAGUUUCGAUUUUUAUGUGCUGAAAUCUAUAAAUAUGAUGUCUUUGGGUUCUGUUGGAUUGGAUUGGGUUACAUGUUUUGGAUUUUCCUCUGUUGGAUUGGGUUCUCUGUUGGAUUUUCCUCUGUUGGUUCAUUGUUGCUCAAAAUAUAGUCAUUUUAUAUCUAGUUUUGUACAUUGAACUUCUAAAUGUUAAACAAAAAACACAGUGACUAUUUUAAUUGAACAAAGAAUCGUAGUGCUCGAUUUUGAUUCCCCUCACCAAUGUAUAUGAUUGUUGAGGAUAAUUGCUUGGCUUAGAAAUUUUUGAUUUCUAGGAAGGGGAAAAAGCUAGAGUUUCAUGGGGGGAGAGAGAAACAAGAGAGCAUGGGUGGAAGAGAAAAAUGGCUGGGGUCUUUUGUACUAAUUUUUUAUUGUUAUUUUUAUUUAUGUGAGGUUUUGUGAUAAGGGAGGUUGCUUUACUGCAGCAACAGAAAAAUUAAAAAUUGUUUCAAGGAGGAGUGAAAUGACUCCAAUUUUAGGAAGCUUGUGCUUUUGGUUUGUCAUGAGAAAGAGAGAACACGAAGUGGGAGAUGAAGAUACAAAAUAUUAAGUUUAAUUGUAAUUUAAAUUUUUUUUAUACUGUUAGUGGAGGAACCCAUCUAUUGGGUGAAGUGGUAGGUCUAAAAAUGGAUAUCAUCCAGUGGAAGAACUCAUACGUGGUGUUUAUUUUUACACAAGAUGGGAAGAUGUAAACAGUUGGAGGUUCAUACCAUUUUCCAAGUUCUUUAUUAAUGUGAAUGUUUAUGUUAGUCUGAUUAAGAACAUAAGUGAAUAAAUCGUUUUCGAAUUUGUAAACAAAUAAUUGCUUACAAAUUCAUAAAACUUUCCACCAUAGUGAACUCCGAUCUGCAUCAUAAAUGCAUGAACAUAUUAAAGGGGUAAAAAUGCAAGUACUAUUUGUUAGCAAUAAAGGGCAAGGUUAGCUCCAACCUGGAAAUUUCAUGGACAUAUCCAAUUCUUAAUUUAUUAUGAGCAGUUGUAGAAUGCAAAGAAAGACAAGACUUUGUUUCAUCUUCAUCCAUUUUCUUUAUAACAUGUUUAAUGAAGAAAUUUUAGAGAGACCAACACAAACAUAACACGAUGUUGAAUGGCAAAGAAACCGCUCAAAGAUAAUUUAGCAAAAUUUUACAAUUUGCAACCCCAUCCAUAUGUGAAAUCCAAGCAUCUUUGUGACUUCUAAUUUGUUCGCUUGUUCUGAUAGUGAUUAAACUAUAGAUGUUAAUUAACUUAAUUUUUAGGUAAUCACAAAUUAGAAACUUCAUUAAUUACAUUACAAGCUAAUACUGAUGUUGCAUCACUGAUGCUUUCAGCCUACUGAUGUUGCAUCAGUGAUGCUACACUCAAAUUUUCAGUGCAUGACAAAGUUGAUGCUGCACUUUAAGAAUUGCAAUUAGGAUAUAAAGCUUCACUUUGUUUUACCAUUUAAUCAUACGCUUGUAAUUGAAUCCUGCUUAUGUUGAUGCUCCAUUCAUUCAUGUGUUGUUUUUUUGCAUGUGAAGGUAUAGAUGAAUAUGAGACUCAAUUCUUUGUUCUUUUGAACGUUUGGAUUAUAAUGGCACAAGUCUUUACUAUGAAUGCACAAUUGUUGAGGUAUAGACAACAACAAAGGAGACAACGAGAAAGAGUUAGUUUAGAGCAGAGGACAUUUGUUAGACUUCAUGUUAGGAGAGAGGAAAUAAAUCGUACCACGCGAUUGAGUGAUACUAACUAUUUGUGGGAGCUGCGAAUGGAUAGGAAUGCAUUUGCAGUUUUAUGUGAUUUACUACAAAUUCGUGGUGGGUUGGUAGAUGAUGGUCAUGUUACAAUAGAAGAGCAAGUAGCUACUUUUGUUAACAUAUUAGCCUACCACAAUAAAAACAGGUCAAUGCAAGUUAGAUUCAUUAGGUUUGGUGAAACUAUUAGUCAGUAUAUCCACAAAGUAUUGUGUGCGUUGCUCAAUUUGCAAGACGUGUUGUUUGCAAAGCCAACCCUUAUCCCAGAGGAUUGCACGGAAUCGAGAUGAAAGUGCUUUAAGGGUUGCUUAGGAGUGCUAGAUGGAACAUACAUAGAGGUCACUGUGCCUGCGGUCGAUAGACCAAGAUAUAGAACAAGGAAGGGUCAUAUAGCAACUAAUGUGUUAGGUUUAUGCGCACAUGACCUCAAAUUCGUAUAUGUGUUAUCCGGUUGGGAGGGAUUAGCUACUGAUUCAAGAGUUCGUGGCGACGCUGUUACUAGAGCUAAUGGCCUCAAGGUCCCAACCGGUAAGAUAGACAAGUACCUAGUAUUUUUCCUUACCUUUGUUGGCUAACAACUAAAAUUUAUUAUCAACUAAUAUAGGUAUAUACUAUUUGGUUGAUUCCGGAUAUACGAAUGGUGAGGGUUUUUUGGCACCGUAUAGAGGCACUAAAUACCAUUUGCAAGAGUGGGAAGACAAUUCACGUGCACCUAGGAAUCAUGAAGAAUAUUUUAAUAUGAAACACUCACGUGUUAGGAAUGUCAUUGAGAGAUGUUUUGGCAUCCUCAAAAGACGUUGGGCUAUCUUACGAAGCCUUCCUACUAUCCAAUCAAGAUUCAGGGACGAAUGAUCACCAUAUAUAGUUUACUUCAUAAUUUUAUCAGAAUGUAUAUGGCGGUUGAUCCUGAGGAAAAUGCACGGCUUGCAUUUGAUGAAUUGCCUAUAGGGGAAGAUUUAUCAGAAGUAUUAGCCUACAUUGAAACUGUUGGGUCAAGCCAGACAUGGACUCAAUGAAAGGAUGAUCUUGCAAGAGAAAUAUAUGAUGAGUGGAGAGGAAGGAGAGCUUCAAAAUUGGUUGACACGGUAGUUGUUGUAAUUGUCUUUUAUUGUUUGAUGACAUUUUACUGAGAUGAUUGCUAGAAUUGUUUUUUAUUGUUUGAAGACUAUUGAGAUGUUUGUUUUUUAUUUCUCAAAUUAUCAGCAAGAAAAAAAAUACUAACAAUAAAGUAAAAGACAGAGAAUAAACAUUUAGCAAAAUAACUUGCAGCAAACUGAUUGCAAUGACCUUUUCAUUUCUUCAUAUUGUAGAAUCAAGCAUAUGAAUAUAAAAGACAAAAAAACGCUGUUUACAAUGGCCUUUUCAUUUCUUCGUUUUAGUCCCUUCUUACUUGCCGUAAGUUGUCUUACUAGCUAAUACUGAUGCUGCACCUACUGAUGCAGCAUCACUGAUGCUACACCUACUGAUAUUGCAUCAGUGAUGCUGCAUAUGAAACCAAAGAGUUGCAAUACUGCCCAAAACAACAGUGAAAAACAAACACAUAUAUUGUUCACUGGAUUUGCUUUUUAAUUGAUCAUAUAUAUUGUUCACUAGAUUACCUUUUCCACUAGGAAGUAAUUUAGCUUUGUAAAAAGCUGUAGGCAGAUAUUAACUUAAUUGCAUCAUGUUUGCUCCACUAACAAUAUGUUUCUUUGUUUUACAUAUGUAAUAUUAUGGCUUUUUUGAUAGAUUAUAUGGCCACCUCACGUAAUUGGACUGAUCAUGACGAGGAUGUACUGCUUACCAUCCUCGAGGAGAUGGUAGUUAAUGGUGUUAGGUGUGAGACUGGCAGUUUUAAAGCUGAUACAUUUGUAAUGGUUGCCACCAAGAUGAGGGAGAUGAUUCCGGGCAUUAAUAUAGAGCCAAAACAUAUACAAAACAAGCUGAAGUGUCUAAAAGAAAAGUAUUCAUCUGCAUAUGACAUGAUGAAUACCUCUGGAUUUGGUUGGGAUGACGAAAAAAAAUGUGUUGUUGUGGAUAGUGAUGAUGUACUUCAGCUGUGGGUGAAGAAACAUCCUAAUGCAUCUUACAAACCAAAUAAGCCAUUUCCGUUGUAUCUACGCUUGUGUACGGUGUUUGGGAGAGACCGAGCCACGGGUAGUAUGGCUGAAUCAGCAACAGAUGCAAUCGAAAACAUGAGAUUGGAAAAUGAGGAUGGCGAUGAGACAUUUGAGAUGCCUCCGACUUCACCUACCCCAUCUCCCUCUAUUGGUUCGUCCAAUGCAUCUCAACCUAUUAGGAAGAGGAAGAGGAAUAAGAAUGAUGCUGAUGCAAAUAUUGUAGCUAUUAUCUGUGAAGGAUAGGAUAAAGUUGUUACUGAAAUGAAAAAUUUGGGUGAAAGUUUUACUUUGAGAGGAGCAAAAGCCAAGUUACCUUCUCAGCUUCAGGCCACGGGUCUCCCAUAUGAUCAGGUGUUGAGAAUUUCAAUGAAAUUAGUGAAAGAUAUUGAUAUGAUGAGUAUCUGGUGUACACUGGAUGACUCUCACAAGGCAGAUUUCAUUAAAAUGUAUAUGGAUGACAUCUGAGCAUUAGGGGGUUUAGUAAGACAUUAUCUUCUUUUGUUUUGUUUUGUUUUUUUUUUUUUGAAGUCAGGACGAAUGUUUAAUUUGGGAAUAUUUCAUGUUUAUUGCUUUAGCAAGAUAAUAUCAUUAAGCUUAUAUAUUUUUCAUCCUUGCA